GAGCGCCACCUGGGAAGGUUACUCAUGUCAUUGACAGCAAGUGUGCAAGUCAAGUGUGUUUUUCACCUGUAAAAUGAGAGUGCCGAACAAUAUAACAAGACUGUUUACUUAAUCAGGUCAUGUAUACGCGACUAAAGCUUGUGUGUAGUGGCUGUGAGUUUAAAUGGUCAAAGAUCAGUAGGCCUACAUUGUCAAGGUGUCAGAAAACGCGAGUGUGGUGCUAUGAUAUCAAGAACAUUGGACAAAUUUCAACGCGAGGGACAUUGAAUAUCGGUCAAAUUCGAUGGUACACACUCAGAAGUUUCCGUGGCCCUGAUCCAGUGAAGUUUCCACGACUGACCCCACAGCAUGUCACAGCGAUAUUACAAGCCAAUGAAACGUCCGUGGAAGAAACAUACGGACCUGUCAAAGGAUUUGAGACAAACCAACUACAGUCAAAUAACCCCAUAGAAGACCGUCGCGGUGAAGCAAGGUUAUUGACGAGCCAUAGUAAGUGGGGGGUUGGCGGCCGGUAUUUGUUUGGCAUGUUUGAUGGCCAUGCAGGUAAUUCUUGUGCUCAAUCUGUCCGUGAACGUCUAUUUCACUACAUAGCGGUGACUUUAUCUUCACCUGAAAUUCUGCAUCAAAUCAAGGAUGAUAAGAUGAAUUUGGAUGAAGAACUUAUGCAUCAGUAUAGGAGUGGUUUGGACUAUUACAAUGAAAAUCUAGGAGCUGUUCAACAGAGAAGUCUGGCAAAGUUUGCAAGUGAAACCCUAGCAGUACACGGAGAAGAAGACACGCUUGUAGACAAUUUGACAAAUGCUUUUGUCAGGUUAGAUCAAGAUAUUUGUACAGAAGCUUUACCCGAACAAAACUCUAAUUUGAACUUUCACUGUCUGCAAUCAGCCUUCUCUGGUGCUGUGGGUUGUGUGGCUUUUGUGGAUGGACUAGAUUUGUAUAUAGCCAAUGCUGGUGACGCUCAGGCAGUGCUUGGUGUUAAUACUCAUGGAGACGAGUGGGAGGCAGUUGCUCUCAGCAAUUUACACAAUGCUGAUAAUGAAUCGGAAGUGAACCGUUUGUUCAGACAUCACCCGAAUGAAUCAGGAAAUAUUUUAAAGAAUGGGCGUUUGUUUGGUGACUUAGCGCCACUGCGUGCAUUUGGCGAUGUUCGAUACAAGUGGGCUUCUAAAGAUCUGAAACAUAUAGCAAAUACGGUACGGUCACCACAGUCUGCCAUCAGUAUCUAUGGCAACCGACUCAUUCCGAGGAAUUACCACACCCCACCAUAUCUGACUGCUGAACCGGAAAUAAUCCACCAUCGUCUUACACCCAGAGACAAAUUUCUUGUGCUAGCCUCAGACGGGCUGUGGGACACGUUAUCACCCGAGAAGGUCGUUCAACUCGUUGCAGGGCACUUGGAUGGUCGGCAGGUAUGGGUCAACUUCCAUCCCCCUCAGGGCACGACCUUGAAAGAUAUCAAUGAGAUGCUCAAACGACGGAAAUCCAGUCUUGCCAAUAUCACUGUGGAUGCAAAUGUUGCUACACAUUUGAUUCGGAACUCCUUGGGCCCCGAUCAUGGACAACUUUCUGCACAGCUAACCCUUCCGGACAGUAUUGUGAGAUUCUACAGAGAUGAUAUUUCUGUAACUGUGAUUUACUUCGAUACCGACUACAUCAUUGAUAAGGCUUCUGUGUGAUUGCUGUGCUGGGAAACUUGUUAACUGUUGUUGAACCUUUUGUUAUUGCUGUGGAAAGACUUUGAACUGAAACCUCUGUUGUUAGUUGUUUACUGCAUAAUAGGAUUAUGAUGAUAGUUGUCGAGACAAAUUUCUUCACAGUAUAGGCCUGAUAGUGCUAUUCCAUAUCAUACCCUCAUCACAAAGGAUAUACAACGAUUAGACUAAUCAAUGAAUACCACUGUUAGCAUGGCAAGGCCACAAUAUAUGAAUUAUUAGAUUUAGGUUUAUAAAAACAUUGUGGCCAGAAGUAUUUUAGUGAUAUUUUACUUAUUUAAACAAACUGGUCAUGGCUUCUGUGUACCAUGGUGUACAAUAACAGUUGAUGGAUGUGAUUUACCUGAUGCAGUUAUCUUUGUUUUAAUACCUAUGUUGUAUUUCAUCAAACAAAGAAAGAAAUCCAACAAAUGAUUAUUUUCUUCAUCCGUAGCUACAUGGGGACAAUAACAAAAUGCGGGACUGGGUGUUCAAUAGUGAGGCAGGUGGGGUGGAAAAUGUAACGAUUAAUUUAUUGUGGCCUUAGUGUCAACACUCAACAGUGUCAUUCAAAUACAGGAAGCCAUCAUGGUCAGUUCCAUGGGAAAAUCACACAACAUUUACAUCUAGUCCCUUAUCAUAGGAAUUUUCACAUCUUUGUAUCACAGAUGUUCUGGGGUCAUGGUUGCUCAGUUUUGAAGGUGCUGCAUUUCGCUGUGCUGAGUUGUAUCCCUUAGGCGUUCCAGAAACCUAUGAUCAUGGUUUGAAGCACACUUCUUCACCCAGAUUGCAUCUAGACGUGUCUGCACCGUACACGUGGGUUUCACGAAAGCGAUAAAAAUCUGAGACCCACAUCACUUUCAGCUUUCCUCCAUCAGGCUUACAUGCCGUGAUAUUACUAAAACACUGUUCAAAGCAACAGUCCCAUCUCACUCACUCAAACAAAUAUUCUAGCAGUUCAUUUUGUUAAGUUGCUGAAAAUAAAAAUACUUACGAUUUGUUUUGUUUCCACUGGACUGCUGGACCACCUUGAUUAUGAUGUGAUCCUGAUUUGGUUCGUGGCAAUGUAUUUAUCAAACCCUGCACCCUAAUGAUGAAAUGAUGCACCAGUUACCCACAGUAUUAAUCUCAAUGAUAUGAUACACAACACGCUGUGUAUAGAUACAUGUGUUAUAUACCUUACAUGAAUUAAUGCUUCAAUGAAGAUUCUCUCGAUCUCAUUAAAAUCAGAUCUUUGUACUUGCUACUGCUAAGCAAAGAUCUGAGGACAAACUGUUAUGGAUCUUGUCAGAAUGACCUUUCAUCCAACUAAUAAGAGUAUCACUUACCAAAUCGGGAGAGUGCUGCUUGGAAUGUGUUUUCUAGUCAUUCCAAAUGAUAGUUACUGUCUUUACGACUGAUUCCGUCAAAAUCAUCAUCUAUCUCUCGCUUCAGUGGGAUAAAAAAAUUAAAAGGAAGAGACUUUCCACAGCAUGUGGGAGGUACGGUCGUACAAUUAUGGCAACCUGUUAGACAUUCUGGAAUAUUCUACUCUUCAGUAUUGUUCAAAGCAUAUAGUUGAAACUGGUGCUGCAAAGAUCAAGAAAGCUGCUUUCUGAUUGGCUAAUCAUGGCUAAUGUCGACCUCUUGUUAGUCUUUUCAUUGGGGACAUGAUGGGAUGUCCUCAGAUCUUUGUUUAGUGAUAGCGAGAACUAAGAUCUGAUUUUAAUGAGAUUGGGAUUGUAUAUAAGUAAAAUGGGUAAGGUCAAGAAAGAAAUACCUGCAUUUCUGGUAACAUGUACCCAAUAGAUUUGGGUCGUUAGGAAUUAAUAUACGAAUUUGAUAAUGCUGAACACAAAUGUAUUGUUUAAGUGAGAUGAUAGCUUAAUUUUAUUUUAGUUUGAAGGUCAAAAUAGCUACAGCAACAAUAAUAGGCAAAAAAACACAAUUUUUUCUCAAUAUAUAAAUAUGUGUUUCUUCGUUUCUGUUUUCAGCAAUAUAAAAAAUAUUUGGGUGGCACGUGAAACAGUGGGUCUGUUGUUUUAACGGAAGCACAAGAAAUGUUUGUGGCCUAAUGAUCUGCAGUUGGGCUUGAUUAUAUUAAUCGACCGCCUCCAUGGUCUAGUGGUAGUGCUUGCCUCCCUGGAGAGUGGAAGGUCCGGGGUUCGAUCCCCAGAUGCGUAAAAAAAUGGUACUUGUUGUUACCCUGUCUGGCGCUCAGCAUCAGGGGUUAAAACAAGGACUGGUCCUCUCAGAGUCAGUAUACUGUGACUGAGUGGGGUAUUCAUGUUAAACCGUGGCAUGGAAUCUUGGUGGGCUAGCACUAUUAACAUGAUUAAAUCACGAUACGAUAUGAGUACAAUGAUCUUAUUUCACCUCAUCUUAUUAUAUUAUUCAAGGUCAAUUCAAUCUCAUAUAAUGGCUUAGUCUAAACAUGCAUUAAUAAUAUGUCCAUUCGAUGUGUCAGUUCUUUGAAAAUAUUCAGCUUUUGUUUCCUGUGAUUUGUGCAUUGUGAACAGUUUUGCAGUAUAUAGUAUAUUGUGUCGUGACAUCAGGGUAUCGUACUGCGCAUAGUCCUUAUCUACUAUCAUUAUUUUCAGGGGAACCUCCAGUAGACCUGUAAGAGUUAAGUUUGGAUGUAUUGUGAUGCUUUGAGUGUUAUAAUCAGAUGAAUUAUUGAAAGUAAAUACCUUUUUCUCAGAA
Molecule: messenger RNA, 4373 nt
Organism: Haliotis rufescens (red abalone)
Lineage: Eukaryota; Metazoa; Mollusca; Gastropoda; Lepetellida; Haliotidae
Product: pyruvate dehydrogenase [acetyl-transferring]-phosphatase 1, mitochondrial-like
Exons: 1
Coding region: 120-1676 (518 amino acids)
Biological process (GO): protein dephosphorylation
Molecular function (GO): cation binding; protein serine/threonine phosphatase activity
Source: RefSeq, a predicted model, not a curated record